AUGUCGCAGGUGGUAGGAAAUACUGCCCUUCUCUUUACACGGUCAUGGCAUCAGGUCUCGGCGCGCUCCCGCGUGCUCGGGCCAUUGGCCGUGAGCAUCGCGACAACGUUGAUGGGCAAGCAUAAGCCGCACUAUGACCCUUCUGUCGACGCGUUUGGAGACUACGUUGUCGUCACGAAUGCCCGCGAUGUCGUCCUGACCGGGCGAAAAGAAGAGCAGAAAAAGUACUAUAGGCACUCGAUGUAUCCCGGAGGGCUCAAGGUCACCGGCGUCAAGGAGCUUCGCGAGACAAAGCCAGAGGAGAUCAUCAGAGAGGCGGUCGCAGGGAUGCUGCCCAAGAACACCCUGCGAGAUCGCCGGCUGGAGCGCCUCAAAGUUUUUCCAGACGACGCGCACCCAUACACUCAAAACAUAACCAAGCGCUAUGACUUGCCGGCAAAGGCAGCAGCACAUGCAACCCAGCCUUCCGGUGCGCCAUCACUCCGCACUCUCGGGCGCCCGACCUCCUAG
Molecule: messenger RNA, 510 nt
Organism: Tilletiaria anomala UBC 951
Lineage: Eukaryota; Fungi; Basidiomycota; Exobasidiomycetes; Georgefischeriales; Tilletiariaceae
Product: 60S ribosomal protein L23
Exons: 4
Coding region: 1-510 (169 amino acids)
Biological process (GO): translation; negative regulation of translation
Cellular component (GO): mitochondrial large ribosomal subunit; ribosome
Molecular function (GO): mRNA binding; structural constituent of ribosome
Source: RefSeq, a predicted model, not a curated record